AUGAACAGCAAGAAAAGGAACAGGAGUGGAAAAAGCGAAUGUAUGACUUUGCCACUUGAGAAAACUGAACUGCUUAUUGAAAACCUACACAACCUGAAAAACGCAAUAGCUCUUUACAGAAAGGAAAUUCAACAGAAAAACAAAUGCAUUAGUGAUGUGAAGGCGGACUUGACUUUUUAUGAAUGCUUGCUCAGGAAUGUUAAUGUGGUGUGGAAUAUUUUCAACCACGAUUUGUUGAGAUUGGUAGGGGAGGAGGAAGCGGCCAGUGGUGAUGAAGGAGACUCCCGCUGUGAUGGGGGAGGGCCCCACCCUCCUCAAGAAGAACCCACAUGGCAUUGCAAAAAGGCAGCCUCCCCCUACUACGAUGUAGAACAGUUUAAAAGAAUUUUUUUAAAAUACACACGUAAGCAUAAUAAAGACAGCGACGAAGAGGAGGACUCUGACUUUUUCAAGUCCCCCUCGGAGGAUGACUCUUGUGGGGAGGAAUGUCACAAUGGCGGUGCGCUACAGGAAGAACCCUUCCCAGGCGACUUGAAAGGAAGCCAAAAGGACAACGAAGCCAUGUGUCCAGGGGAUAAGAAGGAUCGGUGCAAGAAAGAACCGAAUGAUUUAUCAUCGCCCUCCAAGGGUACAAAGGGAAAUAUUAUGCAAGACAGUAACAUGGGGAGUGGUAAGAAGGAACAACUCAGACAUACAUUUCAUAGCAACAUGAAGGAUUACGUGAAGGAGGAAGACGUGUGCAAUGAUGAGGAGGAGGGGAAUAAGUUGAAUGUAAGUUCGAAGGAGGAAAUAAAGUUGGAGGGUUCAUUGAAAAGGGGGAUGGUGGAGCGGUUGAGUGGUGUGCAAGGAGUUCGCCAAACGGACCGCUCCCCCGCUACCCGAGUGAAGAUAAAGAGGGAGCAAGGCGAGUCAACCGAAGAAGGAGACGAGGAACAUAUACCCAGCGGAAGCCCACUGGAUCAUAAACUACAAAGAAUAUUUUUAACGAACAUGAAGAAAACGAUUCAUGUGCUAAACAGAGUGUUAGAGUCGCCAAAAAAGGUGGGUCUAAAUUAUAACAAGGAAUACGUUACAAAAAUAAAUUAUGAAAAAAAAAUUUACUAUGAAAAGUUUAUAAGUGAGAAAAAAAAAAGGGAAGAAGUGGAGAAUAAAUGUGAUGAGCUGAGGAUAGAGUUGGACCGAUUGGAAAAGAAGAAGACGUCACUCCUUUUUAAGUUGAACAAUGAGAGUAUCUGUAAUACCAUUUUGGAGGACGAUGAAGAGGAGGAGCAGAAGAAGCGGCAGCAGGAGGAGAAGGACGCGAUGAAGAACUCGGCGCAGGAUAUAGAUAGUGUGGGGUGCAGCAAAGGGGAGGACACGGUGCAACGUCAGGACAGUGGGAUGGCAUGCGUGAAGUGCGGCUUCGUGAAUUACGCCAGUGGGAAGGCAGGAGAAGGUGCCGUGAAAGGUGCAAAGGGGGAAGAGCAUGGCAUGGCGAGUGGGUCGGGAAGUGGUGGAUGCGUCUCGGGCGAGGACCCCGCUGCGGUGUGGCUACUGAACUUUGAACAAGUCAUAACGAAGGAAAAGAUUCUUCAGAGCGAACCGUUCAGACAACUCAUAAAGGAGUCCACUGAAGUUUACAAACAGUUGAAGGAGAGGGAAGGUGAAAUAGUGUUGUUAAAAAAUGAACUUUUAAAAAGGGAGCACAUUCGUGAUGAGGAAUAUGAGCAUUUACUUAAUGACACCAUGAAUGAUAAAAAGUGCUUGUCUAAUAAAAUAAAAAAUUUGCAAGUUGAUAUUGUGACGUGUAGUAUGGAAAAGGAGAAGAUUCAAAAGAGGAUGGAUCUUAUGGAGCAUGAAAUUAAAGCACUGAAAGGGAUAGAAGCGAACCAAGUGAUGCAGCUGGAGCAGAAGGAGAAAGAACUUUGUAGAAUGAGAGUUUCAGUGGACAAAUUAAAGGCAUCUGAGAGUAUUUUAAGGGAUAAAAUUUUGUCUUUGGAGGGUGGAGGAGGAGUUGUAGGGGAGGUCACAUCCCUACUGAAUGGGGGAUGCGACGAUUUGGUAGGCGAGGGAGGUGAAGAUUUACAGAGCCAAUUGCUUGCGGAGAAUAAAAAAUUGAAACUUGCUUUGGAAAAAAAAAAAAAUACAGAAAAUGAAUUGGCCAUAUUGAAAAAAAAUUACAAUGCCAUGAGUGAAGAAAUUGAAGAGAUAACAAAAGAAUUUGAAAAGAAGCAAGAGCAAGUGGAUGAAAUGAUUAUUCAAAUAAAAAAUAAAGAAUUGGAGUCGCUGGAAAAAUAUAACAAUGUAAUGAACAAAACGUAUGUUGAAGAGAACAUCAAAAGGUUGGAAGAAACAUAUGAGGAGAAAAUUUCUUCUAUAAAUAAAUUAUAUGAAAAAUAUGAAAAAUUUGCAGAGUUAUAUUUGUCCUUAUUUUAUUAUGCAAGGAAAGGUGCUGUAAUAUCGGACAGCGCACAUGAAGAACAAAUGAGUUUAUUUAUUAAAAUGAAAGAUAAAUGUGAGUCCAUAUUCCAGAGGAAGAAUGAACUUGCGGCGAUUUUGAAAACUGUGUAUGGUUCGAAUAGGAAGCUAGUAGACAAAUGCAAUGCCUUGUAUAAAGAAAAUCAACAUUUGGACAAAAUCGCUACGUCUAGUAAAGGAAGAAGGGAUGCAAAAGAUGCUUCCUUCAGAAGAGAGGCGAAGGAGGGAGAGGGAGAAGGAGGCGAGGAGAAAGAGUUGGAGGACAGCCAGUUACUAAUUGAAGAAAAUAAUGAACUACGCAGAAGGCUAAUAUGCAGUGUGUGCAUGGAGAAUUUCAAAAAUCAUAUGAUUAUUAAAUGUGGGCAUAUAUAUUGUGAGAGUUGCAUUUUUAAUAAUUUGAAAACGAGGAACAGGAAAUGCCCCCAGUGCAAAAUACCAUUUGAUAAGAAGGAUCUGCAGAAAAUUUUCCUCGACUGA
Messenger RNA from Plasmodium fragile, 2934 nucleotides. RefSeq lists its product as uncharacterized. The record is from RefSeq and is a predicted model, not a curated record. NCBI's taxonomy places the organism in Eukaryota, Apicomplexa, Aconoidasida, Haemosporida, Plasmodiidae. Gene Ontology annotation, cellular component: nucleus; HULC complex. Gene Ontology annotation, molecular function: ubiquitin protein ligase activity. The transcript has a single exon. Bases 1 to 2934 code for a protein of 977 amino acids.